UCGGCUACCUCUUACUUUUACUUAUAGUACCCCUUUUUUCAUUUUUUUUUCUUUCUCUCUCUCUCUUUCUCUCUCUAUCUCUCUCUCUUGCCCUCUCUGUCUCUCUCCUCUGUCUGUAUACCUUUCCCAUAUACACGUGCACUCUCACUCGAUCUUUCCUUCUCUCCGUCUGUCUUGGUGCGUUCGCCCCGCCGUUCGCUAGCUCGCUCGUUCGUUCAUUUGUUUCGCGCCUCGUCGACCAAGUCGCGUCACGAAACUGUACAUAGGUCACGUCCCGGAGAAACGGCUCACCCAGUGAACAGUUGUACGGAUCAAUCUCUUUGCGUCCGACUGGAGGCCCAGUGUUGAUCGCGAUCGGUCGAAAGGAAGACAGAGAUGAUCGCGAGUGACCGGUGACGAUUUCAAAUUGUCGAGUAGUAUUCGCAGAGAAAGUAUAUAUCGAUAUUGUUAAGGGAGUGCCGAUAUAUAAACCGGAUAGUACUUACUCGUAUACGUCGAGGACAAUUUUGUUCUUGACACCAGCUGUUUCACGGAAGCAGAGGCGAGUAGAACGAGGGAGAAAGAACAGUGUCUAGUGCAGACAUGUGGCUUAGAGGCGUGCUUUUAAUAUAUGGCGUCGUUGCGUGCACGUUAGCUGACAGUCCUUCGGAUGUCGUGCAGAUAUCCGGUGACAAUUUGAAUCGAGUAAAACAUGUUGCGGUAACAACGUAUCAGCCUCCCCGAUCCGUUAAAAUUGAAGAAUUUGUAACAUCACACAAAUUGCCGGGAAAUAUAGCAAGACCAUCGGAUGAUGAUGAUGAUGAAUACUUUGACGAGAAAAAAGUCGCAUUUAAAGACAAUAAGUAUAUUAAGAAAGUCAUUCCAAAAUUUGAGAACAAUGAAAAAAAAGUUACACUCGAACCUGUCCGACGUUUAGACUCGACUGUGGAUGAUGAUUCUGAUAUCACCGCUAGAAGGCAAGCACGAGUGGAGCUCGAAAAUUUUAGCGACGCAGGAAAGGUUUUGCAGGACGAAAAUAAAAAAGUUGACUCUAAAAGACCAUCGUCAAGCAAGCAGGACGAAGUUAUUCCAGGAGUUUACGUCAGCGCAGAAUAUCCAACGACUAUGCUACCCGUUUUGACAACUCCGCGUGAACUACAUGAUAAAGACAGUCCUUUCGACUUUGUUCCUGUAAAUAUUAUUCGCGAAGACAGCAAAGAUGGUUACGCGCGUUUUUCGGAAGCAAAUUUCGGAGAUUUGAGUGACGUCAGUCUAGUACCGGCUGGUACAAAUUCUCGUAUUCAGGUGAAGAAAGGACCGAAUGGCAAAGAUUAUGAAUACGAAUAUGUAUAUUACUAUUACGACGAGGAAGAUGAAAAUAAAGCAGGUACGGCAAGUUCGGCUGUGACGAAUUCUUACGACACUCUUUCUAGAACAACCUCCGCGCCUAGGAGAGGAGGCAUUGUCAGCAACAGGAGUAAAUACAAUACCGUAGAGAGAUCGAGUACCGUGGAGCCCAGCAACAACGAGGUCAUACCAAACAGAAAUGGCAACAGAGGUAGACAAUUGGUUGAGAGCGAAGACGUUGUCUCCGAGGAAAGGCUGCCUGCAAACACACGUUUUCCACCAAGGUCGCGAUCUAACCAUAACACAGGCACAACAGAAUCCUCGCGAGCCCGUAAUAAUCGACCGCGACCAGGUCUGGAUCUGGUUGAUUCCAGCAGCUUCCGAACUCAUCAGGAGGGUCCUGAAUUUCCACAAACUUUGCCAAAGGGGCCCGUUAGAUUCUUGGGCGUUACCCCUAAUGAGGAUAACGAUGAGAAACUAUUAAUUAGAAAUCGUGGUAGACCACACAGGAUUCAAGAGCCCGCUCCUGUCGAAGAAACGAUUGACGAUACACCGGCACCUGCUAUUAAAAGACGUCCGAGCAACACUGCAGCAAUAUCUGAAACCGAAGUUGAACUGACCAGAGGUCAACCGCCACGUCCCAACGAGGAAGACGACAAAGAGAGUGUCGCCCUGGAGAGAUCCGACAACAAACACUCUGUAGAAGACAAAACGUCGAGCGAAACGAACUAUGCCGGUACUGUCAGUGACACUACGGAUAAUCCAACGACGGAAUAUUCGUCGAUCAUGGACAAGGUUGCUUUGGAUCUUUACGCCUUCCUGCAACAGGGACAAAACAACUUGAUAGACGCGUCUAAUGAGACUGGCGAAACGCAAGACAACACGACGACAUCCGACGACGAGAUCACAACCGAUUUAGCGACCACGACGGAACUUACUGUUACUACAAUCGAUUCUAUUAAUACCCCAACGACAACAACUACGACAACGACGACGGAACCGACAACCACAACGACGACGACGACCACAGAAGCAUCGACUACUACUACUCAAAUUCCCGCAGGAAGAGGGAAGUUCCGACGACCUGGAAUCGGUGGCCCGGUUGCCUCGAGAAAUCGCUUCAAAUCCAACGGUGGCAUUAGCACGAGCACCGAAGCUACCGCAUCAGAACCGACCCAGAAAGUCAGAGGACGUUUCGGAGGUGGUAGUUCUAAUGGUAAUGGAUUCAAGCGACCUCGACCAGGCUCCAAACCAAUCGAAGAGGACACCAUACAGAAGGAGAGCUCCAGCUCAGUGAACGCGGAGAAACCAGUAUCCGGUCGCGGCAGGUUCCGUGCACCUUCCGGUGGCAAAACCGCUAUAUCAUCGACGACAUCAGCACCGUCGACGAACAGCGGCUCUUCAGCGACGUCCAACGGUGCCGGUGCGGCUCGACCAACCUUCAGCAAGUUGAACAUCAAUCGAAGACGCGGACGACCGACUACGAGCUCGCCAGGAGACGAGGAGUCCCAAGAGUCGCCGCAUCCCGACGUCAGUGCUCAGGUCGUUGGCCAAACUGCGUCGGAAGUUACGAUAGGGACCCCGAAGAGUGUUGUGCGCACGCGACUUCCUGGUGCGCCUGUGAUCAGACCUUCGGUCAUCAAGCCAGUUGGCAGAGUCAAUUUAAGACAGAAACCGGGACAGGCGACUUCGACGACGUUUGCGCCGGAAGUUGCAGAAGCUGCAGUCGAUGAACCAGCCGGAGAGGGAACCGAGGAGGAGACACACGAGGCACCAGCGGAAACCAGUCUGUCACCAGCUCGCUCGACCACACCGAAUCCCCUGAACAAAUUGCGGACCCGUAAUCGGCUACAAGUGCAUCCGAAAACAACGACAAAGUCGCCGUUGCCGCCAGCGAUCAGAAGAUCGCCAUUGCUACCGCGACGCAAAGUAACCGAGGCAACGCCGGCAACUCAGACGAGCCAGGAGGAUGCAUCCCUCGAAGAAGAAGUCACUUCCUUCGGUGAGACCGAGCCGACCUCCGAGGCGACGUCCGUCGAGGCUAGCACGACGGCUAGCACGAAACAGGACGGUUUAAACGGUCUCUUGGCACCUCGACGCAGGAUACCGGUGCGACGUCCGGGUCAGAUCUAGACCUAAGUCGCAUGAAAAUAAAAAGCAAUUGCGUGGACCACGCAAAAUGUAUUCGUCCGCGAGGAUUUGGAAACGUUUCCCAUGACCUAUCAAGAAGAAUUUAGAUUAGAUAUGAAGACAUACCGAAUAUCAUACUCUCGGAGAGACAGAUUCAAUUUUUUAUAACAUUAUUAUUUCCGACAUAUUUUCUCUAAUCAAUAAAAUGGACAUCCUGCGCGUUAAAACAAAAAAAGCAGAUGUAUAUAGCUUUUAUAAUCGCUUACACAACAGUGUCUUUUAAAGAAUUAAAUUUAUAUAUAAUUUUUUAUCGCGUUUGAAUAAAUACAAUGUCUAUCACGAUAUAAUUAAGAAUACGUGAUGAUAUGAUAGCAUAUAGCAAUGAUGAUAUAUUGCGUGUUAAUAGUGAUCUGAAAUAUGAAGAUAUUAGAUAGAUAUCGUCAAAAUAUCAUUAAAAUAUUCUCCAAACAUUUUUAUAA
Messenger RNA from Nylanderia fulva, 3935 nucleotides. RefSeq lists its product as uncharacterized. NCBI's taxonomy places the organism in Eukaryota, Metazoa, Arthropoda, Insecta, Hymenoptera, Formicidae. The record is from RefSeq and is a predicted model, not a curated record.